AUGGACCAAGAUUUCGGAAUCCAAGUGAGUCCUAGCUACCUUAAAAGUCAAGCAUUUCACUUCGAGGCCCCUUUGAGCACACUCCGUCAAAACAAGCGACUAAAAUUACGACUCCUGCUGAACCACAACAAGUUAUUGAGCUGCCAAACCUGCCGAUACGUGGGCUGGAAAUCCGAACAGCGAAAAUUUUUCGAGGAAAACGAGCUUUUGGAUGCUGAACUGGAUGAGACGGAAGGAAAGUUUUCCAUCAGCGAAGGAUCAAUUCUUCGGGGCCCCGCGUUUCCAGUACAAGUUCAAGUUCCAAGUGGAAAUGUCACACCAUUGUUACAGAAAUGUUUGUUCCGUACCGUUGAUCGAUUGCAGUCGGAAGUUGUCGAUAAUUCUAAAUUGCGCCGGGAUUUAAGCGAGGCCCAAGAAGAAACGAAAAAGCUGAAUGAAACGUUGGAAGACAUCACGAACAAUCACAGAUCAGCGGUGGACGCGAUGCUCGGUUCUUUCGUCUUGAUCUUGAACGAAAAGAAAGCCGGUCUUCAAAACUACGCUUCAAUUCCAAUGCAAACUGCUACUUCAUCUACCCAAAAAUCCCGAACAUUUUCCGAUGACGAAGAAGAUGAAAUCGUAGCCCGAAUUGAUCCGUCUCAAUUUGCCGACGAAGACGACGAAGAAGAUGAACCCGUUCGGAAAAUUGCGGCUAUUGACCAUCCUAAAGGUCUUCAAGAAAAUUUCGAAUUAGAUGACGACGAUAUUGAAACUGUGCCUGCGAAUUCCGUCAAUGAUUUGAUAUGAAGACGCUGCAGCUUUUAAUUCCGUUCCUUUCGCUUUACCGACCGUUUUCUCCGUCCCGAGUUUUCGUCGUUAUGGCAUAGGUGUCGCCUGAAUUUUGUUACAUUUUUUCAAAGUUAAGAACGUGUCCAGGUUAUGUUGGUCAGGUUACUGUGAAUGAGUUUAAAUUAUAUUUUCUGAAUCAGAUACAAAAAGACGAUAACGGGUCCAUUUCAGUGAAGUUGAGGAUUGAGCGCUGUGGACGGACUGUC
Molecule: messenger RNA, 1034 nt
Organism: Notodromas monacha
Lineage: Eukaryota; Metazoa; Arthropoda; Ostracoda; Podocopida; Cyprididae
Source: the annotation of a GenBank genome assembly